Nymphaea colorata (pocket water lily) is the source of this 9472-nucleotide messenger RNA. RefSeq lists its product as uncharacterized. The coding region runs from base 6463 to 7938 and encodes 491 amino acids. NCBI's taxonomy places the organism in Eukaryota, Viridiplantae, Streptophyta, Magnoliopsida, Nymphaeales, Nymphaeaceae. The transcript is spliced from 2 exons. Gene Ontology annotation, molecular function: DNA binding. The record is from RefSeq and is a predicted model, not a curated record.
CCAAUGAUGCAGAAUAAGUGGCAUACUUAUAUUACUAAGUUUCACUUCACCAAUACUAGAAUAAAUCAUUACAGAUGUCAUAUACUCCAACUACCAAUUACUAAACAAGCUCUUAUGCACCUUUUUUUUCUAGAAGCCAGAUGCUUUACUGAAAGUAAAGUGAUUUCUUUUUUCCUCAUUAUUAAUAAGCAUUAUCCUUUUUUAAGCACUGUGAUGAUCCAAGAAAGGAUCAGAAUCUGCUUCCUGGCACUUCGCAGUAAUUAGACUGAUAAAAGCAAACCAUAUCAAAAAUAUUUUGCAACUGCAUGUUGACUUUUAAGGGUCAAAACCCAUUUACACUUUUCACAACUCAAACAACAAGGUGCCCCACACACACACAAGUUGCACAUGUUUUUGUUAAAGACUAAAUCGAACCUUGUAGUUUUCAGUACAAAACAUGCAGUUUUCAUGUUUAGAUAUGUUUUUGAACAAUCGAUAGAUCCAAAUCUCCAAAUUACAUCCAAAGCUUGAUUGGAGAAACCAUGUUUAAAUAGCAAAGGUUAAUGAAGAUGCUGAAAUAUGAGAAACACAAAACGUAAGAGAUCGUGAGAACCAUUGGAAGAUAUCAAAACAUGUUAGAUUGGAUUAGUCAAUGUUUAAAAGUUUUGCUUCACAAUGAGGUGCUAAAGACUACAAUUUGACCUGAAUAUCUUUUAGUGUGGCAAACAUGAAAGUUCUUAGAACUUAUUGUACAUACAUAUAGGUAGAUAUACUACUUCUAUAGGUUUAUAAUUAUUUAUGUCUUUUUAUUUUGUACUUUAUUGUUUUUUUUUUCCUGCAUUUUUUUAAAUCUAUUAUAAGACCUGGAAUGACCUCUGACCUUGGGACUGGUUGUUGGCCAGCUCGCAAUGGCUAUAAUCUAGCGGUUGGGAUCUGGCUCAGCAACUAGAUCUCCAUCCUUUGUUGCAUACAUAGGAAGGAUUACUCCUUGUAAGUCUAUGUUUUUUUGAACAUUUUUAACAAUACAAUUUAUCUUUUAUUAAUGUGAUUUGUGCCUUAAUGCACGUUCCAUGAGAAUUCAUGAGUGUUCUUGGUGGUUUACCUUUAGCGCCACUUAUUUGGCUAGUUUCAACUUUCAAGCCCACUUGGGCACACUUUUUAAUAUCUUGUUAAACUUGUUAGGCGGAAACUAGGCAAUGACUAGAGCUUAGAGUUUAGGUGUGCCUAGGUUGGAUUAGGCACUGUAACAGAUACAUACAUACACACGCACACAUGCACGCGCGCACACACACACACAUAAACUAACAAAAUGCAACACUAAAUAUAAUUAUAUCAUCACAUAUAUAAACACAAAGCCACAUAAAAAUGUUAAAAUAAUACAGAAUUGUUUAAAAUUUUAAAUAUGUAUGUACACAUGCAGUCACGUGAAAUAUGCAUAUACAAAGGGAAUGGCAAAAGCAUAAGCUGUAUCACAGGGGGUUAGAGGAACCUCAAGAGCCUGAGCAGGACUAGGUUUAUUAAGUGGGGGCCCCAGAAACAGACAAAACAAUAAAAUGCAAUAUUAUUUGUUAAAAUUAACAAUGGAAUUAGAGCGGUCCUCAAUAAAAAACCAUGCACCCAUCAACUUAUAACAAUGAAAUAAUUAAAAUAUGCAGUAACACAAACACAUUAAACAUUUCAUAAUGUUCUAAGUUCUAACGAAACAUAAUGAAAAGUUAGAUCAAAUUUAAUGAAGUUAAAGGAUUAAAGUUUACAAGUUAUAUAGCACAAACCUACAAAAAAGCCUCACAACUGACGAGUAUAUACUACUUUGCAAUGUGCAAUGCCAAAGAGACUAAGCGAAGGAAAUUUAGGUUUGUCAAAGAGAUGGAAAUGUCCAGUUUCAAAUGCAAGAAACAUCAUUCAAUUUGUAGUUCUAAUUCAAGAGUUAUUACUAGAACAACACAAACUGUUUCUGACAACAGCAGAUCUGUGGUCCUGAAACUAAUCUUAGUUGUCAAUAAUUUCAUAACUGUAUUUUAGUCUAACAUACCACAAUAUAUAUGUUCCUCAAAUAGCCAGCAAUAUGUUCCUCAAAUAGCCAGCAUGCCUACUUCCCAUAUCAACAAACAGAAAGGGGAUUUGAGCUGUAGGGUUUGAAGAUGAAGCCUCAUUUCUGAAACUGAGUUGGACUAUGAACAGAAAACAUAGAAUCACUUGAAGUCUUCAUUUUGACCCGAGUUGCCAGGUCAAUCAGGAGCUGAAAGACACGUAAAGGUGCACACAGAUAACACAGAAUCAUCUCUAAGAAGCAGAUUGAGAAUCUGAUCCCUGGUUGGAUAGCUAUGACAAAAAUGUCACAAUGUGUUGAUCUGGCAAGCAGGAAAACUGAAAUCACUUGAAUUUCUAAAUGGGGUCUGGAUUGUGGAGCAAUCCAGUGACCUAAUUGGAAGCAUAUGACACUAAAACAACAUAUGGACUUCUGAGAUUAAAUCAGAUGAAAUAUGUGAUUGUGAAGUAUGAUAACAAACCUAACGUGAAAAUGAGGUAAUAGCUAAGUAAUUAGCAUGAAUCCUUCUUUCAUGAGAGAAAUGUACUCCUCUAAAGGUGGAAACAUGUAAUACUAGUAAAAUGGAUUGCGUAGCAAAGUAUGACAUCAAUGUGUAACAUGAAAAGACUUGGAGACUAAUUUGGAUCCAAAUGAACUUUAAGAUAGGUACUAAUGAAAGUUUAGCUAAGGGUAAACCAGUUGUAGAAAUGAAAUAUCAUCUCAAAUCCAACAAUUCAAAUCUCUUCUCCUUUUAUUGGAAUAAAACCGAUGUUCCAAUACCAGACACACACACACACAAGACAGUCCAAAUCUGAAAAUAGGCAGACAACACAAACCAGUUUCUGUACCGUGAGUCUAUUGUACUCAGAAACAGUUUGUAUUGUUUUCACAUUAUAUCUCGAACAAAAAAUUUGUAUUUCUUGCUGUGGAUAUUUGACAUCCUUGGCUUUCCAACAAAAUAUCAUUUGCCUCAAAAUGAUACCAAAACGAGGGGUAUAUGCCAACAGGAAGUUAAGGAUAGAACUGCAGGACCAACUGCAAACUGAACUAGUCCCAAGUUCUUAUAAUUUAAAUCUGAGAAUUCACAUUGCUGAAUACCUAAUCAUAGUAUUUAUCAUGGAUGCGGAAGGUCAUAACGAAAUAUAGCAGUAAGUAUGAAAAAAUACAAAACACAAGAUCUAAAAAAGUAGUCCUCUAUCCCCACGGGUCUAUCUUCUCCAUUCAUCAUCAGGUGUUUAACACCACACUUAAACAAGGUCAGCGUAGAGCUUAUAAUAAUUACAAUCCAUCAAAAUCAGAAUCUAAUCACCACGAUUUUGAAAUCUCUCCUAGAGGUCAGGUCGUCUCCUAGUAUGGGCCUUUCCCCCCUUUGAUCAAGUUUCUUCACACCAUUACAAAUAAAAACAUGAUUAACUACUCGAACAAAUGUCUUGGGCUUCUUUUCUUUCUCCAUCUUCUCCUACUCUUCUUCCUUUCUUCUUCACUUUUACUUUUGCUCUGUCUCCCUCCUUCGGGUGAUAUGGACAGCACCUCCUCAAAUGGGGAGGUCCAUCUCCCCAUUGAAACCUAUAUAGAGGGUGAGGAAAGAGAAGAGAACACAUGGCCUUGUGGUUGUGGGUACUGCACACCAAUCAAUUUUCAAUUUUUCCCCAAAUGCAUAGACAUAGAAGUUGGCCUUCAUUUUAGGAUUCCAUGAAGAGCAAAUUCUUUACUCAAUCCCUUUCAACUUCCUUCCAUGAGAGUAAAUGAAAGUUCAUGGCCAAUGAACUAAUUUAGGUAUUGACUUCUUUUUCUUUGAAUUUGAAUUUUAUGUACUUAUCCAAACUUGGUACGUGAUCCAAUUCCAUCAAUUUAAUUCAUUUGGCUUCUUUGACAGGAGUUGGUAACAAUGGCAAUUGACUUUUCAUUUAGGCCAUUUUCUUCUUUCUAUGUCUAUUCAAGAUACUUCAAAAAUUCCAUAGUUCCUCAUAAAUUCUGAUAAACCAUAUUUUAUUCUCAACGUCAUUAAACUAUCAUUGUUUUAUCCAAAACACCCUUUACUUAAUUUAGUUCUUCUUUCAAUCUUACUAGAUCCUCAUAUUUCUUCAUAAUUUGGUAAAUUGGAUACUGUUCAUCAAAAGUAGCAAAUUUGUUUUCAUUAAGAAUCAUGUCAAUACAUGGUAUUACAUACUCAUCCCACUUAAAAUAUAUUUCAUCCUCAAAUUUGAUAUAUCAGUGCAUAUUAAAUAACUGCUGUACCUUUUGCACUGUGGCCCUUGGCUCCCAUGUGCAUUCUUUGAUCCAAUUAUCUUUGAAUUAUGAAAUGAUCUUGAUCCACUUCAUCGAGAUUAGCAGAGGUUUCUCUCAAGACAUAUCUUCUUAUAUGCCAAUACUCAAUAUCAUCAAAUUCAAUCAAAGACCAAGUUGGUUCUAAUAGUUUUGAGCACUUUGAUGUACUGGAUUUGUGGGAAUUUGCCAGUUGCCACCAUAUUCCAGAAGGAGGAACUUGAAUAUUUCAACAUUGAAAAGUAGAAGAACAUGAUGAUGAGAAGCCUGUAUAUGUCAGGGAGGAUGUUGAAUUUGAAGGAGAUAAUGGAAAAUUGAAAAUAAAGAUGGAGAUGAUGAAUUAUCAUAUUUUCAUUUUGUCAUUUGCAUUUAACAAAUUUAUUUUGUGAUGUAUAACAGCAUAAGAGCUAAAUUUAUUUAUUGAUUGGUUAUAACUUUAUGUGACUUAUGCAUAUCAAUCCUAUGAAUGUUUAAUCCUAUAUUUACGUGUGAUAUGCUUUCACGAAAAACAAACAUAAUAAACAUAAUUUUUUAUCCUUUCUAACUUUUUUAACUUUUCCUAUUUCAUCUAAUUUUUUGAAUUUUUUAACAUUAAAAUAAAUUAAUAGUUGUUUAUGUUGUGUUACAUAUCUAUCUAUUGGCCCAACUGAUACAGGUUAAGUUACAUGCCAUACACCACUGAUGUCUGGUGAUCUCCAAUGGCAAAGGAGAGGACAAUUCUUUUGACCUUUAGAAAUUUAUCUAUGUCUAGUUCCUAGUUCACUUGGGGCCAAAUUAGUCCCCAAGGUCAUCUCCCUUCAUCCAUGAUGUUACUUAUUUAGUGAGUCCAUUUAACCUAGAAGUGCACAUAUAUAUAUAGAGAGAGAGAGAGACAGACAGACAGAGAGAGGGGAGGAGAGACAGAGAGAGAUACUAGGGUGCACUUGGCCUACCUAUGGUCCUGGAUGCAUAUUAUGAAAAACAUAGAUAAUGUAUUAUUGCAAUCACAUGCAUUCAGCAUUCGGUCUGUUUGAAAUGAUAUCUUUAGAUCGUACUGUUUUGUCAUGAAAACAUGAAUUUUUCCAGUCUUAAAAGAAUGGCAGUAUGGCAUGGUAUUUAAGAUCAGAAUAUAUCUAAACUUAUGUCAAAUUACUAUGAUCCAAAAAAUUUUCCCACUAAAAUAUGUGUACAUUGUACAUCAUAUCUAAAAAUCUAGAUGGAAAAAAAAAAUUAUUAUUUAUGAAAAACAAAGUUUUUAUUAAGUGGGAUUAUGUGCACCUUGUCAUUUUUAUCUGUGAUGUUUGUGUAUACACCUCUUUUUCUUUGUGUCUUCUAACUUUUUGUGUAGUGAAUUGUAUUUUCUUCCCAAACGAGCGAAACCCACUUGUACUCUUGAUGCAUUUAUUUAACAUUUAGAUUCCUUGGAAUGGCAUCUAUGAGGUCAUAUUCUUUAAAUCAUAUAUUUUAUAUCCAUGUGUUCAGAUUAAGAAACACACACACACACAUAUAUAUAUAAGUUGUUCAUGAAUACAAACAGUGGAAUCCAUAAUUUUGCACACACAUGCAGGUGGAAGUAAACAUAAAGGGAGAUCAGUAAACAAAAUAUGUAAUUAAACUUUUCAUGAAUAAUUAUAACAUGCAUAAUUGAGAAAAACAUUUCCACCUAUAAAACAGUAAAAACCCAUUAAAUGCUGAAAACCAAUGUUAUCUGUAUCGUACGAUACGGACGCGUAUCGUACGAUACGUAUCGUCCGUAUCAACGUUUUCGAUACGUUACACCUAUUAAAUAUGAUACGCGUAUGUAUCGUACGCGUAUCGCACGUAUCGUGCGAUACGGUAGGCGUAUCGCACGAUACGUGCGAUACACCCCCGUAUCGCACGAUACGGGAGUAAAAUUAAAAAAGGGGCCGUCGGGCCCCUUUUUGCUUCUUAUUUUAAAACCGACGCUCCUCUUUCUCUCUCUUCUUGUUUCUCAACGCUGCCAGAGACGUGGGAGGGAGAGAUUUUCUCCAUUGCAUCAAGAUUUGCCGGUGAAGAAGCUUCAUUUCUCGUUGUGGGGAGUGUUGGGACAGUGGGAAGCUUGGAGAAAGAGGGUUUUUUGGUUUUUAACACCAAGAAGGUAAGAAAUAACUCAUUUUUGCCGUUGAAUCGUUCAUUUCUCUUAUUUCCUACAUUUAUUUGUAUGUUUUUACUUGUUUUGUGAAGAUAUAAUGUCGGAUCCUGCAUGGCAGUGGUGUACAAGGGUGAAUCCCAAAGAUAGAUUAAGAGUUAAGUGCAAUUAUUGUAAGCAAAUCAUAUCAGGAGGGAUUUCUCGCUUUAAACACCAUAUAGCUGGUACACACAGCGAUGUGGCUGCUUGCAAUGGCUCCCAAGAGAUACCAUUGCCAGCGUAUGUAAAGCACCAGUGUCAGCAGCUUCUUGAUGCAGUGAAAGCAAGUAGGAUUGAAAAGGACAUGGAAGAUGCGGAGGAAGGAUAUGGGGACCCACAUGAAGGGGAAGAAAGUGAAGGUGAAGAUGUUCAACUUGAACAAGAAGAUGUUGGUGUCAGUUUGGGAACAACUAAAGGGAAAGGCAUCAUGCAUGGAGGUGGUUCUUCUGCAACUGCAACCAGAAAAAGAAGAGGUGCAAGUAUAAGUUCAGUUUCACGAGGACGUGGCAGAAGUCAGGGUCGUACUGGUGGUGGUAGAGUACCUACUAUGAAGUCGAGCAAUAUGUCUGGUUCGAUCAAGAAUUUUUUUCCCAAUUAUACUGCUGCUGGUGCUCAGCCUGAGAUUCGUAUAGCCAAAAAGGAUAUUAUUGAAGCAGCAGAUGAAACCAUAGGAAGGUGGUUCUAUGAUGCAUCCAUUCCCUUCAAUGCAGCAAACUCUUAUCAUUAUCAGCCUAUAGCAGAUGCGAUUGCUAGUGUAGGGCGAGGGUAUAAAAUGCCCUCUUUUCAUAAAUUGCGAGGAUGCAGUGUAAUGGCAGAUGGGUGGACAGACAUCAAGAACAGAACAUUGGUAAACUCCCUUGUAUAUUGCCCCCUUGGUACUAUGUUCUUAAAAUCUGUUGAUUUGUCUGAUACUCCUAAGACUGCUGAUGUGUUGUUUGGGAUUUUUGAUAAAGUUAUAGAAGAAGUUGGGCCUGAAAAUGUCGUAAAAUUUAUCACUGAUAAUGCAGCAAAUUAUAAAGCUGCAGGUGAAAUGUUAGCAGCACGAUAUGGGACAUUUUAUUGGAGUCCAUGUGCUGCUCACUGUGUAAAUCUUAUGCUUCAGGAUCUUGGUGAAAGAGAUGAUAUGAAGUUGACAGUUCAUAGAUGCCAAGAAAUCACGAAGUUUAUUUACAAUCAUGCUUAUGUCUUGAAUGUGAUGAGGAAAUUCACAAAUGGGGCUGAAUUAAUUCGACCUGCACAAACACGGUUUGCUACAAAUGUUUUGAAUGUGCAGGGUAUAGUCAAGCAAAGAUCUUCUCUCAGGCAGAUGUUUUCAAGUGAUGAUUGGGCUGCAUAUCCACAUGCCUAUAAAAGAAAGGCUACGACAGUUGUGGAUACCAUCUUCGAUGCUGACUUUUGGGAAUCAUGUGUCCACUUAUUGAAGAUUUGUGUACCUCUAGUGAAAGUCCUCAGAUUAGUUGAUAGGAAGAUAGACCUUCUAUUGGAUAUUUAUACGAGUCUAUGGAUAGAGCCAAGGAGGCCAUUAGAGAUAAUAUGAAGGGAAAAAAGAAGUUGUACAUGCUUAUAUGGAAGAUUAUAGAUGAAAGGUGGUCUGGACAACUUCAUCGCCCACUUCAUGCAGCAGCCUACUACCUAAAUCCUGCUAUUAGAUUUCUUCCCACUUUUAAGACGGACAGAGAGGUCGAGUAUGGCAUGUUGGAUUGCAUUGAUGUAUUAGUAAGUGAUAGUAAAGAACAAGACGCUAUCCAUAUGUCGAUCAACAAAUAUGAUACGGCUUCUGGUACCAUGGCGAGAGACACAGCAGUUCGAUGCAGGACAACUAUGCGUCCAGGUAUUAGAAAAAGAGACUUUAUACUUUUUGUUGUUUAGCUUUUAUUCUACCUUCUCAUAUAUUUAUUUUUGACAACAUUUUUACUUUUCAUCUGUUAUUAGAUUUGUGGUGGGAAAGGUUUGGGCCUGAUUGCCCAGAAUUAAGGAAGCUUGCAAUUAGAAUCCUCAGUCAAACAUGUAGUGCAACUGGAUGUGAAAGAAAUUGGAGUGUAUUUCAGCACAUCCAUAGUAAGGAGGAAUAGGCUAGAACAUAAAAGGUUGAAUGACCUUGUUUACGUUCGUUAUAAUAUGAAGUUGAGACAAAGGUAAACAUUUGUUUUGUUAUACAAGAAUAUCAAAUUCUAAUAUACAUUUUAAUCUCUAACAAUUUGUUAAUUUUUUCUCUUGUUAGGCAACUAGAAACAACAUCUACGAGGAAGCAUCACAAUCAAUAUGAUCCCAUCUUCAUUGACCAUUUUGAUAUAUUAGAUUCCUGGGUUGAAGAAGAACCAGCUGCAAUACUUGAUGAGGACGAUCUUGAUUUUUUGAAUGUUGAAGGAGCAGCAGAGAUUGUUGAAGAAGGAGAGGCUGGGGGGGAGCAAUGGAAUGUUGGUGACAUUCCAUUUGCAACAGAGGGGAAAGAAGAAGAAGUUAAUGAAGAAAAUGAAGAUGAUGAUGAAGAAUGAAGAUGAUGAUGCAAAUGACGAUUGACGAUGCUUUUUGUUUUGAGUUUUGAAAACUAUGUCAAUAUGUUCUGAGUUUUGACUUCUGAAUUUAUGAAUUGUGAUGUAAUUGAAUACUCUUAGGUUGUUUAGUAUGUUAUUUUGUUUUUUGAAUGUUUGAUUUCUUAUUUUGAAAUGUCCUGUUCAUAUGCAUACUUCACAGGUCAUACUUCAUAUACAUGAAUGAUUAAUGUUCCUUUAAAUACAUUUUUCUUGAAUUUUUCUGAUUUUUACUAGUUUUUUCGGAUUUCUUUAGAAUUUUUCUGAUUUUUUUUCUAUUUUUUAUAAAUUUUUAAUAUUUUUUACAAAUUAAAAAAUUAAUUUUACGAUACGUUACGAUACAUUUACGAUACAUUACGAUACGGCGUAUAGGUCGGCCCGACCGAUACACGAUACGAUACGGCAGUGAUAACAUUGCUGAAAACUAUAAAAGGACACAUCUGAAAGACAUUCAUGCAUCCAAGAGAACAGAUAGGUGCCAACGGCCCUAUGUUUUCAUGGAGAAAUAUCCCAAAUCAUAGAUCCCAUGUCAAAUCAAAG